AUGGCCAGCAGUAGCCCCAACGUCCAGCAAUGUUUGAGCAAUAUCCGACUCCAUUCAAAGCAUAUGAAGGAUAAUCUUAGCGAGGGCCAGCUUCUUCCAGCAUUGAAGAACUGCCUGAACUUUCUCAAUGAAUUGAGAACGUCCCAACUCUCGCCGAAGGAGUACUACGAGUUAUACAUUGCAGUGUUCGAUUCCCUAGAGUUUCUUUCUAACUACUUAAAGCAAUCCCAUCAACGGAAGAUGAAGAAGAAAGAUGAUCCCCCAUUCUUGGCGGAUUUGUACGAAUUGGUUCAGUAUCUGGGUAACAUUGUGCCUAGAUUGUAUAUGAUGAUUGUCAUAGGUACAACGUACAUGUCCACUAAUAGUGAAAGCACCAAGGAGAUUAUGAAAGAUAUGAUAGAGAUGUGUAAAGGUGUUCAGCAUCCGAUUAGGGGCCUCUUUUUGAGGAACUACUUAUCCCAACGUUCAAAAGAUCUCUUACCGGUCGAGAAGGAAGAGGAUUUCGAGGACACCGUCGACUUCCUUAUGACAAAUUUUAUUGAAAUGAACAAGCUUUGGGUUCGUCUUCAGCAUCAGGGCCACUCCAGUGAGCGUGAGUUAAGAUACAGAGAGAGAAAAGAGUUGAAGGUUCUCGUUGGAUCGAAUUUGGUGCGCCUCUCGCAAGCCAUUGACGACUUCCCCACUGAUGAAAAGGAUUUUGGUGAAAACUACUAUAAGGAUACGAUCUAUCCUAUCGUGACCGAACAAAUAAUUCAAUGCAAGGACCAUCUUGCGCAAAGCUACUUGAUAGAUGUCUUGAUUCAAAUAUUCCCUGACAAUUUUCAUUUUGCGACAAUGGAUGACUUACUCAACAAUGUUUUCUUGAAAUUACACCCAGCAUUGCAGAAGUCGGAGUUGAUAUCAAAUUUAGUGGACAGGUUUGUUACUAAUCUUAAAUACGAAGCUGACUUAAAGGAAGCAACAGAUGGAACUGACGGACUUGGAGAUGAUAAAGAGAUCGAAAAAACGACACAUGAGCCUAGCGUGCCAGCGGAUCUGAUUUUUGGCUCUUUCUGGCUGUUCUAUGAUAAUCUCGAUCAGUUACAACCGUCGCUUCCUCCGGAAGAGAUUUGUUCCAUCCUCCGCUCGCUUAUCAAACUUGCACUCAACUUGCAACCUGACAAUUACGAAAACUUAAACAAAAUCUUUGAGUAUGCAAUGAAGACGUUGAAGAAAAGCAGGGCUGAGGACGGUCCAAAAGAGCGCUCAGAGUCUAGUUUGUGGUACGAACUUCUCGUUGCGCCGGUCAAUGAACUCACUUCCAUAAAGGAUUUGCUCAAGCUAGAGUAUUUUAGGCAGCUUUUCGAACAGAUUCCUGAUCCAUUUUUCAAGAGACAACUCUCACUUGAGAUCGUGGACAAGCUCCUCAUCCUGCCCCAUGAGCAAACCUUAGAAAACAAUGAUGACAUUGACGACAUAUUUGCAUACCUCUUGAUUCUCAUUGAAGAGCAGGACUACAAGGUAGACACUCAGAAAGACUUGGGCAUAAAGAAAUCGAUAAAGUUAGAAGGCGGAGAGAAAGUCGUAAGCGACGACUUUUUGGAAAGACAAGAGAAAAUCUGCAAAUGUUUGCAUUUGAUUUCCCAUGAUGACCCAGCCAAAGCGUUGUCAAGUCUUCUCUUCGUGAGGAAGAAGUACUUGAGCAGAUGCCCAGACAAUAUCAUUUACACAUACCCGACGCUUAUUCUAAAAAUCACAAACCUUUUGAGAGUCUCAGCUUACAAGAGUUCAAGAUCGAAAAACCAAUCACUGGGGUCACUUAAACAGGCGGAACAAUCACUUACGAAUAAUUUCAAGAGUUUAGCUGUUGUCAUUGAUGAGCUUUAUCAGCAACAUCAGACAUUUUAUGCAGAGUACAUCUUGAAAUUGUAUUUGAACGCAGCUUCUAUUGCAGACCAAUUGAAGCAAGAAACAAUGGCAUAUGAAUUGUUCCAACAGAGUUUCGUUGUCUUUGAAGAGAAUCUCUCUGUGAGUAAACCAGCGAAGAAUGCACCAACUAUUUCGAAUGCUUUAGCCAAUCUGCGGUAUUUCAGUAAGGAAAACUACGAGUCUUUGAUUACUAAGAUCACCCUCUAUGGUUCCAAAUUAUUGAAGAAGCAGGACCAGUGCCAGCUGCCAGAAGAGGAGAAUGAGCCACUGCUUUACCAGGAUGGGAAGAGAGUUCUUGAAUGUCUCCAGAAAGCCCUUAGAGUAGCAGACUCGAGUAUGGAUGCAUUGCUUCUGUUGAGGCUUUUCGUGGAGAUUCUCAAUCGUUGUGUCAUUUUCAACGUCUACGGGAACUGGCUAAUUGAUGCGCGGUACAUCAAUGGCCUUAUCGACUUGAUACGUAACAAUUUGGCCAACCUCAAGGAGCAAGAUGCGUCUCGGGCCUCGGAGGAUGAUAAAGACGUGAGGAUUUUACGUCUUGUCGAAUUGUACUUCGAUCGUACAUUGGAGCAUAUCGCUGAUCAGCAACAAAGCGAAGGCAGGCUCGAAGGAGUCAUUGUAUAG
Messenger RNA from Candidozyma haemuli, 2529 nucleotides. RefSeq names its product retromer subunit (gene VPS35). The coding region runs from base 1 to 2529 and encodes 842 amino acids. NCBI's taxonomy places the organism in Eukaryota, Fungi, Ascomycota, Pichiomycetes, Serinales, Metschnikowiaceae. Gene Ontology annotation, cellular component: retromer, cargo-selective complex; retromer complex; late endosome. The record is from RefSeq and is a predicted model, not a curated record. Gene Ontology annotation, biological process: intracellular protein transport; retrograde transport, endosome to Golgi. The transcript has 3 exons.